UUUACACUCCCUCAGUUCCGAAACAGAGAUGGUGAUAAGAGUUACCUCUUCAUACGGUAUCUCAGACACGAAAGAGAGGGAGAAUCAUAAGGGACUCUCUCUAGCUUUCUAUUUUCAUACACGGUGUUUGUGUGUGUUAGUUGGAGGUGUUUUCAUGGGUAAUUACAGGUUCAAGUUAUCAGAUAUGAUGCCCCAUGUCUGGUUUCACAAGCUCAGGAAUAUGAGCAGAGUCAGAAACCACCGAAACUCGCCCCCUUCCAAGAAGAAAAAACAGCAAACAUCAGCUUCAGCAACACAGCCAUCAAAACCCAAGCAACCCCACCAAUAUGAUCCAAGAAAAUCUUACUACUUCCCAAGGGAUCAGCUUAACCCAAGUGAUGAAUACCAUAAUUCUCCCACAAAUCCAAAAUCCUCAGAAAACCUCUUUCUUGACCCACCAAGAAAAUCUUCCAAACAAGGAGUCAAGAAAAGAACCGCGAGGUCUUCACCUAAACUUUUCACCUCCACUAUCUCCGCCGGUUGUAGAUGCCGUGCCCCGGUUGACUCGGUCUUCACCAAGUCCGAUUCCCCGCCAGUUUUCUCAGCCUCUCCCUUUGGCAGCUCACCGGAGCCCCAUUUUCUUGAGCCUGAAUUCAGGUCUGAUCGUAUUCUUGCCACCGAAUCUUUUGAUGGGUUGGUAUCGUGGUCGAGCACUUGUGGCCGCAAAGCCAUGUCUAAUGCUGAUGACAUUGUUAUCGAGGUGGUUAACAAGUCCUUUUCAGCCAAGUUUGAGAAGCCAAAUGGGUUUGAUAAUUCCUUGUCCGAGCUUCAACUUCCUCCCAUUAUAACCAAGACGGCAAAAUCCAACUAUCUGAAAAAGACCGAAACAAAAGAGCCAACCAAGUUUGGGAGAAGGAGCUCGUCGAAAUUUGAGGAAAGUGCAAAUGGUCACGGGUCUCUGUCUGCGAAGGUUAUGAAGGAAGACAGAAUUACUAUGAAAGAGCAGAGGACUAGUCCUUCCAAAAGAUUUUCUGUGACUUCUCCAGGUGUCAGGCUCAGAAUCAAUUCCCCGAGAAUUGCGGGUAGAAAGAGUAUUCAGACACACAAUCGGAGAAGUUUCAUGUCAACUUCUAGCUCGAGUUCGCGGAAAAGCUUUUCGGAUAGCUUUGCAGUUGUGAAGUCGUCUUUCGAUCCUCAGAGGGAUUUCAGGGAUUCAAUGGUGGAGAUGAUUGUGGAGAAGAACAUCAAGGCGUCAAAGGACCUUGAAGACCUUCUUGCCUGUUAUCUUUCUUUGAAUUCAGAUGAAUACCACGAUCUCAUUAUCAAGGUGUUCAAACAAAUCUGGUUUGAUCUGACCGACCGACCGAAGUAAUCUCAUUGUCUAAAAUAUUGUAGUCACAUGUGUUAUAUAUAUAUAUUCUAAUAAAGUUUUUGACUUCUUAGUUGA
Messenger RNA from Carya illinoinensis, 1426 nucleotides. RefSeq names its product transcription repressor OFP1-like. Gene Ontology annotation, biological process: negative regulation of DNA-templated transcription. Gene Ontology annotation, molecular function: DNA binding. The transcript has a single exon. The record is from RefSeq and is a predicted model, not a curated record. The coding region runs from base 29 to 1351 and encodes 440 amino acids. Lineage: Eukaryota; Viridiplantae; Streptophyta; Magnoliopsida; Fagales; Juglandaceae.